UUUCAGAAAGGUUUUAAAUUUCUCUUUCUGGCCGAAAUAAACACAAUACUGCACUACCAGCAAAAACAAAAAACAAACUUAUGAAGCAGUAGAAAAGGAGAUUCGAACACCGGUGAUCCGAUUUUUGUCAUUUUUUUAGCAUACAUUUGUUUAUCAUUUUUUUCAGUGUAGAAAUACAGUCGUCUACCGCCUCUCACAAUAUUAAUGCGAUUACUUUCGUAUACACGCGCGUGUACAUUCAUUAGAGAAGUAAUAAAAUAACUCGAUUCCAUUCAUUCAUUAUAGAAAAAUAUUCGGUAAAGAAUUAAGUGCACAUCCAACGGUUUCCCUUCCCAAGAAGUGCAUUGCCGAUGAGCGACCUCGCAUGCGAGAGAACCGGGGAAUCCCCGUCCCUCGGCGCCCUCAUUAAGGUCCGCCUCGCAGCCAGGGCGUCACUCGCCUCUCCCGCGUCGCCGUGAGCGCAUAGGAAAGUCUCAACGCUUCUCGCCCCCGUCCUGUCACCAUGUCGAGCACGUCGGCCAAAGAUCCUUCGGCCAAGCGCGCCCAUCCCAAGUACAGCGAGAUGGUCGCCGCCGCCCUCAGGGCCCUCAAGGAGCGCAACGGGUCCUCCCGCCAAGCCAUCCUCAGGUUCAUCGUCGCUUCCUUCCAGGUCGGGGACGAGAGGACCGCCGGCGUGCACCUGAAGCAGGCGCUGAGGAGGGGCGUCGCCAGCGGAUCUCUGCAGCAGACCAAGGGCACCGGCGCCUCCGGCUCCUUCAAGCUCUCCAAGGAGGAGCUGAAGAAGGCUGCGCCCAGAAAGGACUCGGCCAAGAAGGUGACGAAGAACGAGAAGACUCGGGGGAAGGUGACGGCAAAGAAUCCCAGCGCUAAGACUGCAACAAAGAAAGUCCCCACUAAGACUGCAACAAAGAAAGUCCCCACUAAGACUGCAACAAAGAAAACCACAUCUAAGACUGCAACAAAGAAAGCCCCCACUAAGACUGCAACAAAGAAAGCCAGCGGUAAGAGCAUGCUAAAGAGCGGAGCAUCAAAGAAACCAGCAGCAAAAAUGGCGACGGCAAAGAAGCAGAAUCUCAAGAAAACAGCAGCAAAGAAACAAACCACAAAGGAUGGAAUGAGCUAGCGAAGCUUCUGCAGUUUUUAUGUCAUAUUAUUAACAGCUGUUAAUUUAUAUUGCAGCUAUUCUUAAAUAUGGUUAUUUUGUGUAUAUUAAAAAUUCAUCCUAUU
This is a messenger RNA of Penaeus monodon (black tiger shrimp), 1227 nucleotides long. RefSeq names its product histone H1-delta-like. Gene Ontology annotation, molecular function: nucleosomal DNA binding; structural constituent of chromatin; double-stranded DNA binding. Bases 503 to 1123 code for a protein of 206 amino acids. The transcript has a single exon. Lineage: Eukaryota; Metazoa; Arthropoda; Malacostraca; Decapoda; Penaeidae. Gene Ontology annotation, cellular component: nucleus; nucleosome. Gene Ontology annotation, biological process: nucleosome assembly; negative regulation of DNA recombination; chromosome condensation. The record is from RefSeq and is a predicted model, not a curated record.